Molecule: messenger RNA, 369 nt
Organism: Neohortaea acidophila
Lineage: Eukaryota; Fungi; Ascomycota; Dothideomycetes; Mycosphaerellales; Teratosphaeriaceae
Product: Prefoldin
Exons: 3
Coding region: 1-369 (122 amino acids)
Biological process (GO): protein folding
Cellular component (GO): cytoplasm; prefoldin complex
Molecular function (GO): protein folding chaperone
Source: RefSeq, a predicted model, not a curated record
AUGGCAAUACCCAAUGAGAAGCUGCAGGAGGUCUUGCGAGAAAUCGAAGCCAAGGCCUCCUUUUCCGCCCAACAACUCCAGAUUGUGCGCGGGCAGAUCGCUUCGAAGAACCGCGAAAAGCGCAUGCUGCAACUGUCAUCGAGCGAACUGGAUACUGUGCCCGUAGAGACGCCCGUGUAUGAUGGUGUAGGCAAGAUGUUUGUCCUGACAACCACGAAAGAAAUCCAGAGCCGCCAGACCAAGGAAUCGGGAGAUGUCGACAAGGAACUGGAUAAUCUGGGCAAGAAGCUUCACUAUCUCGAGACUACGUACAACAACGCCCAGCAGCAUCUGGAACGAAUCUUCAAAGGGAGUGCUGGUCAAAGCUGA